AUGUCCGAGUACGCCAUGUACCACGCCCUCGGCUACGGCGAGCCACUCGACCCGAACGACCCCUCGCGCACCACCCAGCCCGCUCCUCCCCAAUUUCAGCCGCCGAUUGCACCGAACCCAUACCAGCAGCAGCAGCAGCAGCAGGCCCCCCGAGCCCCCGCCGACACACUCGCGGCCCAGAUGGGCGCCAUGAGCCUGGGAGACGGCCAACACCAUGCCCCGACAACAGCGAAGAAGAAGAAGCGGGACCGCCAUGCCUACCACACGGUCGAGGCGCCAGCCGGCUCGUCGCAGCCCUUCAACGGCAUCCCCCCGGCCGGCACGCCAGCUACGGCCUACCUCAACAACGACCCCAGCGUCGCCCACAGCCAGUUUCCUGCGCCUGUGAACCCACCGUUUACCCCAACGCCCGCGUCGCCCCUCGAGUUCGCUGCUAGACAAGGUCACGAGGGCGUCCCAGCCGCCGUCUCAACUCAGAGCGGUCCGGGGAGCGGCGCCGGGAGACCGUCGCCCGACGAGAUGCCCAGCGUCCCCGUAUCGCGCGACUCAGUACAGCCACACUACUAUAACAACGUAUAUCCGACCUUCCAGCGCUUGGUUCCUCCCCCUGCGACCGUCUCAUACGUCGCUUUCGAUCAGGGCAAUGCCUCGCCCAAGUUCGCGCGCUUGACGCUGAACAGCAUCCCCGCCACGGCCGAUGGCUUGAAGAUGACAGCACUGCCUCUCGGUCUCAUCCUGCAGCCUCUGGCUCCAUUGCAGGCCGGCGAGCUUGAGAUUCCAGUCUUGGACUUUGGUGAUGCAGGCCCCCCGCGCUGCCACCGCUGCCGUGCCUACAUCAAUCCCUUUAUGGUGUUCCGUCAAGGCGGCAACAAGUUCGUGUGCAACCUGUGCGGCUACCCGAACGAUACCCCUCCCGAGUACUUCUGCGCUACCUCUCCUCAAGGGAUCCGCAUCGACCGCGACCAGCGUCCCGAGCUGACGCGCGGCACCGUCGAGUUCCUCGUGCCCAAGGAGUACUGGACGCGUGAGCCCGUGCCGCUGCGGUACCUCUUCGUUAUCGAUGUGACCCAGGACUCGUACAACAAGGGCUUUUUGGAGGCAUUCUGCGACGGUAUCUUGAGGGCAUUGUACGCGCCUGAUCCGGCGGACGAGCAGCCUGCGGACGAGAAUGGCGAGCUGCCGCGCAGGAUACCCCCCGGCGCCAAGGUCGGCUUUAUCACGUACGACAAGGAGGUACACUUCUACAAUGUCAGCCCGGCCCUCGAGCAGGCCCAGAUGAUUGUCAUGCCUGAUAUCGAGGACCCCUUCGUGCCGUUGGGCGAUGGACUUUUCGUUGAUCCCUACGAGAGCAAGGCCGUCAUCACCUCUCUGUUGACCCGCCUGCCUCAGAUGUUUUCGACCAUCAAGAACCCCGAGCCAGCUCUGCUGGCAACGCUGACUGCCGCUGUGGCUGCCCUGGAGAAGACAGGAGGCAAGAUCUUUUGCUCACUGUCCGCACUGCCGACCUGGGGCCCCGGCCGUCUCUUCAUGCGCGACGACGGCAAGCACCCCGGCGGCGAGCCCGACAAGAAGCUCUUCAGCACCGAGCACCCCGCCUGGCGCAAGAUGGCCGACAAGAUGGUCUCGAUUGGCGCCGGCGUCGACUUCUUCAUGGCCUCUCCCUCCGGCGGCUACCUCGACAUCGCGACCGUCGGCUACGUCGCCGCUACCACCGGCGGGGAAACCUUCUACUACCCCAACUUCAUCGCCGCCCGCGACACGGCCAAGCUCGCCCUCGAGAUCAAGCACGCCGUCACCCGCGAAACAGGCUAUCAGGCCCUCAUGAAGGUCCGCUGCUCCAACGGCCUGCAGGUGUCCGCCUACCACGGCAACUUCGUCCAGCACACCUUCGGCGCAGACCUCGAGAUCGGCGUGAUCGACGCCGACAAGGCCUUGGGUGUCACCUUCGCCUACGACGGCAAGCUCGACCCCAAGCUCGACGCGCACUUCCAGGCUGCUCUGCUGUAUACCUCCUCCUCCGGCCAACGCCGCGUGCGCUGCAUCAACGUGGUCGCCUCCGUCGCCGAGAACGCCCGCGACUGCAUCAAAUUCGUCGACCAAGACGCCGUGGUGACCCUCAUCGCCAAGGAAGCCUCCACCCGCCUCGCCACAACGAGCGCGACUCUCAAAGACAUCCGCGCCUCCAUCCAGGAGCGCACUAUCGACGUCCUCGCCAACUACCGCAAGCACUUCCUCACCGUGCCGCACCCCCCCGGCCAGCUGGUCAUGCCCGAGCGACUCAAAGAAUUUGCCAUGUACAUGCUCGCCAUGCUCAAAUGCCGCGCCUUCAAGGGCGGCGCCGAGCCCACCGAUCGCCGCGUCCACGAUAUGCGGCUAAUCCGCUCGGUUGGUGCCCGUGAGCUGUCGUACUACCUCUACCCGCGCAUCAUCCCGAUCCAUAACCUUGCCCCCGAGGACGGGUUUCCGGAUGAGCAGAGUGGAGGAAACCUCCGCAUGCCAGCCUCGCUGCGCGCAAGCUUCGCGCGGGUCGAGCCCGGCGGCGUGUACAUCGUUGAUAAUGGGCAGAUCUGCAUCCUCUGGUUCCAUGCGCAAACAUCCCCCAACCUGCUCAUGGACCUGUUUGGAGAGGACAAGACCAGCUUGCAGAGCCUCGAUCCGUACGUCAGCGAGCUACCGGUGCUGCAGACGCAUCUGAACGCGCAGGUGCGGAAUAUACUCGAAUUUUUGAGGACCAUGCGCGGGAGCAAGGGGCUGGUGGUGCAGAUUGCUAGGCAGGGGAUUGAUGGGGCGGAGUUUGAGUUUGCGAGGAUGUUGGUCGAGGAUAGGAAUAAUGAGGCGAGUGGGUAUGUGGAUUGGUUGGUGAAUAUACAUCGGGGGGUGCAGUUGGAGCUUGCCGGCCAGCGGAAACGUGAAGACGGAGGCAGCCACGACUCGAGCGGUCUGGCUGGUUUCUCCGGGUUGAGGCCAAUGUAUUGGUAA
This is a messenger RNA of Thermochaetoides thermophila DSM 1495, 2979 nucleotides long. RefSeq names its product putative ER to golgi transport protein. Gene Ontology annotation, cellular component: endoplasmic reticulum exit site; COPII vesicle coat. The transcript is spliced from 3 exons. Gene Ontology annotation, biological process: COPII-coated vesicle cargo loading; endoplasmic reticulum to Golgi vesicle-mediated transport; intracellular protein transport. Lineage: Eukaryota; Fungi; Ascomycota; Sordariomycetes; Sordariales; Chaetomiaceae. The coding region runs from base 1 to 2979 and encodes 992 amino acids. Gene Ontology annotation, molecular function: SNARE binding; zinc ion binding. The record is from RefSeq and is a predicted model, not a curated record.